Messenger RNA from Spea bombifrons (plains spadefoot toad), 1882 nucleotides. Its product is annotated as vomeronasal type-2 receptor 26-like. NCBI's taxonomy places the organism in Eukaryota, Metazoa, Chordata, Amphibia, Anura, Pelobatidae. Gene Ontology annotation, biological process: G protein-coupled receptor signaling pathway. Gene Ontology annotation, molecular function: G protein-coupled receptor activity. The transcript is spliced from 5 exons. Gene Ontology annotation, cellular component: membrane. The record is from RefSeq and is a predicted model, not a curated record. The coding region runs from base 1 to 1806 and encodes 601 amino acids.
AUGUCUCAGUACUACAGGCAUCUCUUGGCUUUCAUCUUUGCCAUCGAUGAGAUAAACAGUAAUCCGGAUUUUUUACCCAAUGUGACUCUGGGAUACCAUGCACUCGAUUCCUGCGGAGAUGUGAAUAAGGCCAUAGAAAAUGUGUUACGGAUAUUAUCCGGACCCUCUAGGACUGUCCCCAAUUACUCCUGCAGGAGUCACGGCAAACUGGCUGGGGUUAUUGGAGAUCUGUCUUCAGAAACAUCCUUACAUAUCGCCAAUAUACUGAGCCUGUACGAUUACCCACAGAUCAGCUAUGGAGCGACAGAUCCUCUUCUAACAAACAAAAAGCUAUACCCAUUUUUCUUCCAAACCCUUCCGAGUGACCGAGUCCAGUUUAACGCCAUUGUGAAACUUCUCAAACAUUUUGGGUGGAACUGGGUGGGUAUCCUCGCUUCAGAUGACGAUGUCGGGGAGAGACAGACUCGAGUACUGAAGAACAUGGGUGAAAUCCAUGGUAUAUGCUUUGAGUUCACACUAAAGAUACCUCCAAGAGACUCCAAUGAAAGAAUGCAAAAAAUUUUAAGAAGAAUUCAUUUCAUGGAUUACACCGGGGAGGAAAUCUACUUUAAUGAGAAUGGAGAGAUGGCGACUGUCUAUCACAUUAAUAAUUACUUGGCAUGUUCCAACCAUAGCAUCUUAGAAGAACAUGUGGGGACCUUCAAUGUAUCGGCUCCAGAAGGGAAGCAACUUGGCAUUAAUAGGAGCCUCAUAACAUGGAAACAUCACUCCAGGGAGAUUCUUCGCUCUCGAUGUUCUGAAGAUUGUCCUCCUGGCUAUAGACGGAUUUUGCACAAAGGAAAGCACACCUGCUGCUUUGACUGCGUCUCCUGCUCGGAAGGAGCGAUCUCCAACACAACAGAUGGAGAAUCUUGCGAAAAAUGUCCUGAAGACCAACAUCCUAAUGAGAAGAAGGAUAAAUGCGUUCCAAAACCCAUUGAAUUCUUGUCCUACAAAGAGGAUUCAGUUGCGUCAGUAUUUGGCUCUAUAUCAGUUUUCAUGUCUGUCAUAGCCUCCGUUAUUUUGGGGAUAUUUAUUUUAUACCAGGACACCCCCAUUGUCAGAGCUAAUAAUCAGAACCUCAGCUUCCUGCUCCUGGUCUGCCUCAUCCUGAGCUUCCUCUGUGUGUUUCUGUUCCUCGGUCGUCCUGAGGAUGUAACCUGCAUGCUGCGACAAACUGCUUUUGGGAUCCUCUUCUCGGUAGCUGUGUCUUCUCUGUUGGCCAAGACCAUCAUGGUCUGCAUCGCUUUCAAAGCCACCAAACCCGGCAGCACUUGGAUGAAAUGGAUGGGAAUCAAAAUACCAAACUGUGUGGUGUUUGUCUGCUCAUUUAUUCAGGUAGUCAUUUGCAUCUGCUGGUUGUCUAUUUCCCCUCCGUACCAGGAAAUGAACACUCACUCCUCUCCUGGAAAGAUCAUUAUUCAGUGUAAUGAGGGGUCAGUGGUUGCCUUUUACACUGUUCUGGGGUACAUGGGCUUCCUGGCCGCUGUGAGUUUCGUUGUCGCUUUCCUGGCCAGAAAAUUACCGGACAGUUUUAAUGAAGCCAAGUUCAUCACCUUCAGCAUGCUGAUCUUCUGUAACGUCUGGAUCUCUUUUAUCCCGGCUUAUAUGAGCGUUACGGGGAAAAACUCCGUCAUCGUUGAGAUUUUUGCUAUAUUAGCUUCUAGCGCUGGAAUUCUAUGCUGUAUAUUUUUUCCAAAAUGUUAUAUAAUUUUGAUGAAACCGAGCAUGAACACAAAGAGACAUUUACUAAAAGCAGGGUUGUAGAAUGGGGCAUGUAUCUGACAUUGUUAAGGUCAAUAUGGACGAUAACCAGCCUGUGAAUGGAUCUGAAGGUAUUUGG